AAAAAUGAUAUGAGCGACAAAAAAUGAUAUAUCAGUGACAAAAACUGAUGUCAGUGUCAAAAAACGAUAUCAGUGACAGAAAAUGAUAUGAGUGACAAAAACUGAUAUGAGUAACAAAAAGUGAUAUGAGUAACAAAAAAUGAUAUGAGUGACAAAAACUGAUAUGAGUAACAAAAAAUGAUAUGAGUAACAAAAAAUGAUAUGAGUAACAAAAAAUGAUAUGAGUGACAAGAAAUGAUGAGUGACAAAAAAUGAUAUAGGUGACAAAAAUUGAUAUCAGUGACAAAAAUUGAUAUCAGUGACAAAAACUGUGAUGUCAGUGACAAAAAAUGAUAUCAGUGACAAAAAAUGAUAUCAGUGACAAAAAAUGAUAUCAGUGACAAAAAAUGAUAUCACUAUCAGUGACAAAAAAGAUAUCUGUGAUAUAUCGUUUUUUUAUGUCACCCUAUUAUCGCCCUGAUGAAGGCACAGGUAUGUGAUAUACUACUGUACGAAUAAUUAAUAAGCUCUCUAAUCUUAUCUAGCGUCAAUGGAAACCGAAGAAGCAGCCGCACUCAGCGAGGCUUAUGCAAACGCGUCAUCAGUUUCAAUCAAUAUUCAGCAAGAACAAGACAGCCUGAAUAGAUUAGUUGGAGAUCACAAGCUGGUUAUAAGGUAACAGAAAAAUAACGGCCUAAGGGAGCGAUCAUUAUUUUUGGGGGGAAGGGUGGCACCGAAUGUUUUUGUUGGUAAAAUUUUUGCUUUUCUACCAGUAAAAAGUCAACUCAACCCCAACUUUCAAUUAAAAACUAAAUACCCACCCCUGGCCAAAAACGUUACAAAAGGUUACCAUUGAGUUGUCGCACAUGUCCUUUACCACUUCUGUGACAUGAGUUUGAUAAUUGCUUGUGCAAUUUUCUGCAGUCUAAAGUUUCAUGUUGUCUGCACAUGUAUUUUCUUUGGUAAUACCAUUUGUCUCGUGACAAAUCGGAAAAUGAUCAAGAUAGUGACUCUGAUUGAUUGAUUGAUUGAUUGAUUGAUUGAUUGAUUGAUUGAUUGAUUGAUUGAUUGAUUGACAUAUUGUAUUGACAUAUGACUGUUGACAUUGCUUUUUAGUCUUCAAUAUUUGAGUGAGUCUGGCUUUGGAAAUGACAAUAAAUUUUUAUUACCCAACCCUUGAGUUGUACAUAAUUUACUCACCAUUUCCACCAAAAUGCUCCCAAUGCUGACGUUCUAACACUGAGAAUGAAUUAACCUGAUUAUAUCAAUUUCUCUUUGUUUUGUAGUUUACUGCCAUUUACAUUCCAUCCUCAAGUUGCUCAGAUGUGUAUCCAACAUAAGGUGAAUCUCGUGACUGCAAGCUACGCCUCUCCUGACAUGAAGAAACUUCAUCAAAGGUAA
This is a messenger RNA of Paramuricea clavata, 1380 nucleotides long. NCBI's taxonomy places the organism in Eukaryota, Metazoa, Cnidaria, Anthozoa, Malacalcyonacea, Plexauridae. The record is from the annotation of a GenBank genome assembly.